AUGCAACCUAACAUUCUUUAUGAUAUACCUAGUUCUGAAAGUUUUAAUUCUUCUAAAGCAACACUCGAUGAAUUGACACCUAAUGAUAAAACACAGGACGAUAGAGUCUUUAGGUUAUUGGUAUCUUAUACUGAUAAUAAAACUAGUAAGAAAGAUAGAAUUAAACAAAGAAAACGUAGACAUAAAUUAGAAAUGGAUUUAAAAGUAUUAAAGAAUGAUAUAAAAGAUUUAAGAGUAUUAAAGAAUGAUAUAAAAGAUUUAGAGUAA
Molecule: messenger RNA, 267 nt
Organism: Saccharomycodes ludwigii
Lineage: Eukaryota; Fungi; Ascomycota; Saccharomycetes; Saccharomycodales; Saccharomycodaceae
Exons: 1
Coding region: 1-267 (88 amino acids)
Source: RefSeq, a predicted model, not a curated record